Messenger RNA from Blepharisma stoltei, 1993 nucleotides. The record is from the annotation of a GenBank genome assembly. Lineage: Eukaryota; Ciliophora; Heterotrichea; Heterotrichida; Blepharismidae.
AUGUGCCGAAAUUCCUUAUCAAGUUUUAAAAUGCGAGCAGCUUUAAAACUAUCUGGCCAUGAUGGCUCUAAAACUGAGAGGAGGAAACUCAAAAGAAUUUUCAGAGAGCUCUCUAAACGCUGUGGUCAAUCUGAUGAUGGAAUCAAUCGUGAUCAAUUUUUAAGGUUUACCAAACUUUCGGGUAUUUUAGGCGAGCAGUUAUUCAAUUCGCUAGACGAAGAUGAAGAUAACAAAUUGGAUAUCAAAGAGUUUCUGAAUGGAUUAAUUCUUCUCUAUAAAGGAACCUUUGGAGAAAUUUCUGAGAUACUAUUUAAAAUUUUUGAUUUCAGUAAAAGUAGUCAUAUAUACCUUUUUUAAAUCAAAUUUAAGAUUUUAUUAGCAUUAAUAGCAAAAUCAUCUUAAAAAUAGGAGCUGCCCUUAUAAAAAAAUUUAAUUAUCUCCUUAAAAUAUCUUAUCUUCAAAUGAUGUUUUAUUCAUUUUAUCUUACUUGCCUAUGUAUUGUCCGAAAUGCAAAAAGAGACUUAUGGUUGUAUGGGAUUAUAAAGAAAAAGUCCAGGAACUUUUCGAAGACAGAGAUUAUAUUCAUUUAGAAGAAUUCAAAGAGUCAAUCCAGCUGAAUAGUGAAGUCGGUGAAUUAGUUUUGCAAUGUAUUUUUAACUCAUUUCCUGCGAUUAUUGACGAGUGUUUUUUACCUAAAAAAUUACUUUGUGAAGGAUUAGAAAAUGUGAUGGAAGGGAAACUUAUAUAUAGCAACAGAGAUUACUAUUUUCUAUUGAAAAAUAAAAGUUUGUAUUAUGCAAUAAGCAAGGAUAGAGUAGCGAGUAAUCCAGCUGGAAUUAUUUUUGCCAGCGAUUUAUUUGUGGAAGAAUCAUCAGGGAACAGUUUUGUACUGAAAAAUACUAAAUUUGAAUACACAUUUGAAGAUGAACAUUUUUUUAUUAUUUUUUUAAAUAUUUUUAAUAAAAUUGAAAAAAAUAUUCCACAUAUAAUUAUUUUUGAAAAAUAAAAAAAUAAGCCUUUUUAUAUAUUUACAUUUUAAUUGAAUAAUUUCUGUGUUUUAUAGCAGCAUAAUCAGGAAUAUUUUUUAUUUGAAGCUGAAAGCCUAGCUCAAAAAGAAAAAUGAAUGGCAUCAAUAAGGGGUGAAACGGAAUUUAAAGAUUUUUAUGCUGAUUAUGAAACCACCGAAACUAUAGGAAAAGGCGCUUAUGGAGAAGUCAAAUUAGGCAGAAAUAAGCAUACAGGCAAUACUGUCGCUGUAAAAGUUAUAUCAAAAGAACCACUAGAUGCAAGGUCAGAAACAAGACUAAGAAGAGAAAUUAAUAUCUUAAAACUUAUAACACACGAAAGCAUUUUACGACUAGAAUCUGUAUAUGAGACCGCAAAUGAGCUUUUUAUAGUCACAGAUUAUAUAUCAGGUGGAUCUUUAUUUACCUGGCUUAAAGAUAGAGAAUUUUCUAUCAGAGAAAAUGUUGCAAAAAAAAUUAUAAAGGAUUUAGCAAAUGCUUUGGAGUUUUUACAUUCUAAUGGAAUAAUUCAUAGAGACCUUAAGCUAGAAAAUAUCCUAAUUGAAACUGAUAAGGAUAGGAAUUUAAAGCCUAUACUUAUUGAUUUUGGACUAAGCUGCAUUUUAGGCCCACAUCAAUAUUCUCAGGAAUCGGUAGGAACUUUAAAAUAUGCCUCGCCAGAAAUUUUAUCAAGGAUUCCUUAUAGAGAAUCAGUAGAUAUUUGGGGACUUGGAGUAAUAGCUUAUAUCCUUUUGGUAGGUAGAAUGCCAUUUUAUGGAAAAAAUGAUCAAGAUAUAGCGACAAGAAUCCUUAAAAAACCUAUUGAUUUAGAAGGGAAAAAUUUCUGCAAUAUAAGUGAAGCAGCAAAAGAUGUAAUUAAAAAUUUAUUAACAAGAAGACCAGCAAAUAGAAUAUCUCUGAGUGCUUUGUUAGAGCAUGAAUGGUUUUUAAAUGAAGAGGAAAGAGCUGAGAGAACAAUUACUGAUUAA